Messenger RNA from Carlito syrichta (Philippine tarsier), 1707 nucleotides. It is a transcript of the gene CEP44, whose product is annotated as centrosomal protein 44. The coding region runs from base 53 to 1219 and encodes 388 amino acids. The transcript is spliced from 10 exons. Gene Ontology annotation, cellular component: centrosome; spindle pole. NCBI's taxonomy places the organism in Eukaryota, Metazoa, Chordata, Mammalia, Primates, Tarsiidae. The record is from RefSeq and is a predicted model, not a curated record.
UAGGUGAGAAAUUAGAUGAUUUCAAGAGUUGGAGCAGAAUCUAGGGUCAAAAAUGGCAACGGGUGACUUAAAAAGAAGCUUGCGGAACCUAGAACAAGUGCUUCGCUUGCUAAAUUACCCUAAAGAGGUGGAUUGUGCAGGUUUGAUAAAGGGAGACACAGCAGCAUCUUUACCCAUCAUCAGCUAUUCUUUUACCUCAUAUUCACCGUAUGUAACAGAACUUGUAAUGGAAUCCAAUGUAGAACUCAUAGCAAAGAAUGACUUGCGCUUUAUAGAUGCUGUCUAUAAGCUUCUUCGUGAUCAAUUUAAUUACAAACCAAUUUUGACGAAAAAGCAAUUUAUCCAAUGUGGGUUUGCAGAAUGGAAAAUCCAAAUCGUUUGUGAUAUUUUGAACUGUGUGAUGAAAAAGCACAAAGAAUUAAGUAAUCUUGUGAAGACUCCUUCACAACAAAGAAAGAAAAUCAGUUCUGGUAAGUCAGAACCAUCUUUGUGCAAUGAGAAAAUAUCUGGAGAAGCUGUUGGCAUUGACAUCACUGGCAGGUUUAUGACUUCAGGAAAGAAGAAAGCCGUGGUGAUCCGUCAUUUGUAUAAUGAAGAUGGUACUGACACUCUGAAAGAUGCUUUAAGUAUAGUAACAGAUGUCAAUGAAGCGGUAGCUGUGUCUGACUUGAAGGCUACUGAAGUAAAGAUUCCUGAGGUCAGGGUCCCUGAAAUCAUGGCUGAGCAACAAGAUAUAAUCGUUAAUCCUGAGAUUACUGCACUACAGACUAUGCUUGCUGAGUGCCAAGAAAAGCUUAAGAAACUGACUUGGAUGGAGAAAAGAUUAGACUCUUUGGAAGAAAAAAUGAAAGGAAAAGUGAUGGUGGAUGAAAAGACCUGGACUAAUCUUCUAAGUCGUGUCACUCUGCUUGAAACAGAAAUGAUUUUGUCUAAAAAGAGUGAUGAAUAUGUAGAGUUCAAUGAAAUGAGUGAAGACUAUACUUCUAGUAGUGACAUGGAUCUUCUGAAUCCUGAUAGAAAAAUCAAAGUAGAGAGGCCAGUAAGUAUUCCUCUGUCAUCUGGUUACAGUACAGCAUCAUCAGAUUCAACUCCCAGAAACUCAACUAUUAAUUACUGUGGUCUGAAUGAAAUUUCAGAGGAAACAACAAUCCAGAAAAUGGAAAGGAUGAAAAAAAUGUUUGAAGAAACUGCAGAGUUACUGAAAUGUCCAAAUCACUAAUUGUAGAAUUUUCUACAUGAACUUCUCUAGGACUUUGGUACAUGAUGUAUAUUUUAGGAAUUCUUUAUACAAUUUUAGUAUAUUGUGAUAUUUUUAUUAACAAUUUGGAUUCCAUUUAGUAUGCAAAUUUUUUCAUUAAUGAUUGAAUAAAUAAUAUUUUAAAGCUAUGAUUAUGCUGCUUUACCCUGUUCUGCUUUUCUUAGGAAAAACUCAUGUUCCAGUAUAUUUCUCUUACAGAGUGAAGUCAUUACAACACUAUAUAUCUGUGUUGACAUUUGUUGGCAGUGUGCUAAGUAAUAUGUUUUUUAAAGUACAGGCUUGAGGACUAUGGUUUACAUCCUGUUGGAAACAUUCCAGCUGGGACUUGCGUAUUGUACCCAGGAGGGUCUCGUAUACACCAUCUUGCCAUCUGUACCGAUGCAUAAGUUGUCAUGAAAAGUUAAAAAUGCUCCUUGAAAAUUAAAUAAAACAAAAAUACAGCUAUUUCA